CUUGCAUGAUUUGACAGUAGGGUCCUAGGAUUAGAAAAUUUAAAGAGUAAAUGGUGCAUAUCUAGUGAAACAACUCUAGGGAGAUUCAAACGAUAUCUUCUGAGUUGUGUAUUCAGCUAAUUUCCCCAGCUUCUGGACAUGUUCUUUGUGAUUGUUCUGGCGGUUUCCUCCCUCGCAAACUUUGCACUCGCUCAGGAUAGCAGCAGUUUCACAUACAAUGGUUUCCGGUCGGUGAAUCUUAGCCUGGAUGGUUUAGCCGCAUUCACUGGCAAUGGCCUCCUAAAGUUAACCAAUGCAACCAAGCAGAAGCAGAGUCAUGCCUUCUACCCUGGCCCAAUCAAGUUCAAGAACUCAUCCAGUGGAUCUGUCUACUCUUUCUCCACGACAUUUGUCUUCACCAUGAUUUACGAGUACCCACCUCUGGGCGGCUAUGGGUUCGCUUUCGUUCUAGCUCCUCGUAGAGAAUUUCCCGGAGCACUGCCUAGUUAUUACUUUGGCCUCUUCAAUGAAACCAACAAUGGCAAUUCCUCGAACCACAUUGUCGCAGUAGAAUUUGACACGAUCCAAAACCAUGAAUUCCUUGAUAUCAAUGAUAACCACGUUGGGAUCGACAUCAAUGGGCUGACCUCCGUAAAAUCUGCCCCGGCAGGAUACACUGCAAGUCCAGGUGGGGUCUUCACAAACUUGAGCCUGAUGAGUGGUAAAGCCAUGCAAGUUUGGGUGCAUUAUGAUGGCUCGCAAAAGCAAUUCAACGUCACAUUAGCUCCUAUCAAUGUUGAGAAACCGAAGACUCCCCUUUUAUCUCUGUCCGUUGAUCUCUCACCGAUCAUCAAGGAGACCAUGUACGUGGGUUUCUCGUCUUCAACCGGCUCAUUAGUAACUGCUCAUUACAUCGUUGGAUGGAGCUUUAAGGUAAAUGGACAAGCUCAGGGAUUGGUUUUGUCUCAGCUUCCUAGACUACCGCAUGUGAGAAAGGAGGAGAAAUCAUACUUGCUUACUAUUGGAGUGCCUUUCAUGUUGUUGUCCUUUCUGUCAAUGCUAAUAUUAGCUGUGGUUUAUCUGAUAAGACGAAAGAGAAAAUUCGCAGAGAUUCUAGAGGAUUGGGAGCGCGACUACAGUCCUCAGAGGUUCAAGUACAAAGAUCUCUAUGUUGCCACAAAGGGGUUCAGAGAUCAGGGGCUAUUAGGAGCUGGUGGAUUCGGUAGGGUUUAUAGAGGGGUAUUAUCCACCUCAAAAACUGAGAUUGCAGUGAAAAGGGUUUCUCAUGAAUCGAGGCAAGGGAUGAGAGAGUUCGUUGCGGAGAUUAUUAGCAUUGGUCGGCUUCGUCAUCGGAACAUUGUAACGCUUCUCGGUUACUGCCGUCGGAAGGGUGAGCUGCUGUUGGUCUAUGACUAUAUGCCCAGUGGUAGCCUAGACAAGUACCUCUAUAACCAACCAAAGGUGACCCUCAAUUGGAGCCAAAGAUUUAGAGUGAUCAAAGGUGUUGCGCAUGGUCUGUCUUAUCUCCAUGAAGGAUGGGAACGAGUAGUGAUUCACAGGGAUAUCAAAGCUAGCAACAUCUUGCUAGAUUCAGAACUAAAUGGGAGGUUAGGAGAUUUUGGGCUUGCGAAAAUAUACGAUCAUGGCACUGAUCCUCAAACCACCCAUGUGGUGGGAACUCUUGGAUAUUUGGCCCCAGAGAUCGCUCGAACCGCCAGGGCCACUACGAGCACGGACGUUUUUGCGUUUGGGGCAUUUUUGCUUGAGGUUGCUUGCGGAAGAAGGCCGAUUGAGGCUCGGGAGAAGGAGGAUGUAAUAUUGGUGGACUGGGUGUUUUCUUGCUGGGAUAAGGGUGACAUUCUAGAGGCAAGAGAUCCAAAUUUAGGGACAGACUUCGUGGCGAAGGAUGUGGAGCUAGUGUUGAAACUUGGAUUGAUGUGCUCCCAUUCGAAGCCAACAGCGAGACCAAGAAUGCGUCAAGUAGUGCAGUACCUAGAAGGGGAUGUCGCAAUGCAGGAGUUAUCCUCUCCUGGUAAUUUAAAAAGUGGAUUGACAUUUGCAUAUCAUGAAGGUUUUAGUAUGUCUGGCAUGUCUUAUCCGUCUUCCUCGGACAAGGCAUUUUCACAGGCAUAUUCUGUAGCAGACUCUGUCCUCUCUGGAGGAAGAUGAGUCUUAAGAUUGGUAUAUUAAAUUGAAAGCACAUUUCAUAGAUCCAAAGUAAUUACCAAACUAGUGUCUUAAACAUCAAGUAUUAGUAGUUUGCGACUUUGCAAGUACAUGUGAACUGUAAUUUUAAGAUUCUAUGGAUCUAACCAAUUUAUGCAGUA
Molecule: messenger RNA, 2306 nt
Organism: Syzygium oleosum
Lineage: Eukaryota; Viridiplantae; Streptophyta; Magnoliopsida; Myrtales; Myrtaceae
Product: L-type lectin-domain containing receptor kinase IV.1-like
Exons: 1
Coding region: 139-2148 (669 amino acids)
Biological process (GO): protein phosphorylation
Cellular component (GO): plasma membrane
Molecular function (GO): protein kinase activity; carbohydrate binding; ATP binding
Source: RefSeq, a predicted model, not a curated record